This is a messenger RNA of Phaeoacremonium minimum UCRPA7, 1656 nucleotides long. Its product is annotated as putative serine threonine protein. Lineage: Eukaryota; Fungi; Ascomycota; Sordariomycetes; Togniniales; Togniniaceae. Gene Ontology annotation, molecular function: protein kinase activity; ATP binding. Bases 1 to 1656 code for a protein of 551 amino acids. The transcript is spliced from 2 exons. The record is from RefSeq and is a predicted model, not a curated record. Gene Ontology annotation, biological process: protein phosphorylation.
AUGGUCUUUAUGGCAAAGGAUCUUCUCACGAAUGAGACUGUCGCCAUCAAGUGCCUGACGAAGAAGUCGGCCGCGGACGAGUACACGAUCGACUUUGCCGUCGACGAGAAGUCCGAAGAGCUUGUUCUUCACAGCCGCCUUGGUCGUCACUCCAACAUCGUCAACCUGAUUCAUUCUUUUGAGACCGACGCUCACAUCUACCUGGUUCUGGAAUUCUGCCAGCAGGGUGACCUUUACGAGGCCAUUCGUGUUGGCCAGGGGCCUCUGGAGACAGAGCAUGUGCGUGGUUUCAUGCUGGAAUUGGUCGACGCUGUUGCCUACAUUCACUCGAAGGGUAUCUAUCAUCGGGAUAUCAAGCCAGAGAAUAUCUUUCUCACCCAAUCUGGAUCCAUGAAGUUGGGUGACUUCGGCUUAGCUACUACCGAUAAGUGGACCUAUGAGACAACUGUGGGCAGCGACCGAUACAUGUCACCGGAACAGUAUGACUCGGCUGGAGCUGGCUACUCCCCAGCUCAGGCAGACAUCUGGGCCAUCGGCGUCUGCCUCCUGAACAUUCUCUUCUCGCGCAACCCGUUCACCACUCCGACUGAGGCCGAUCCGCUCUUCUUGGACUUCUCUCGAGACAAGCAAUCGCUUUUCGACGUCUUCCCGUCGAUGUCCCAGGAUACCUACGAGGUUAUUGUCCAGUGCAUGAACCUCGAUCCUAGCAAGCGAUCUCUUGUCGGUGCUCGCGAUGCUCUCCGCCGUGUCGUUAGCUUCACUACCCUUGAAGAAGACAUUGAUGAGUUCUGCUGUGCUGAGCGUACAAACAUCGCUACUGCCAAUCGCGAACCCCUGCGCACUCCUUCGAUCCAGAGUCCUCAGGUCGACACUGGUGCCUUCCCCUGGGCCAAGGCUCUACAGGCCAACCCUGCUCAGCCGGUCCGUCAGCUCAGUGUCAUUCCGGACAAUGAAAGCUACAGCGAGGAUCUUUUCUCGAAGUCCGAGGCAACAACGGCAACCGAUUGGUUCUCCGCGCAGACGCCUUCCAUCUCAUCUGUUCUUGACUCUAGCCUCGGUGCCUCUAUGCAGUCUCUCGCCAUCAGCCGACCUUCGGCUAUUCCAUCCAGGUCUGCUGCCAAAGUCUCGCCCAUGGCUGGCUCACUUCCGAUUACGAUGUCAAAGCCUCGUCAGCCCGCCAUGUCCCUCGUCUUCGGCCGCAAGGAAGGUGUGUCGAAGAGCUGGAGCGACCUGUGGGAAGAGGAUGUCGAGGAGGAGGAAGAGGAACGUGCUCGCCAGCUUCAAGCUCUCAAGCAGCUCAAUGCUAGAACCUGGAGCCAGGAGAGUAAGACGGAUGACAACACUCCCCGUCAAGGCCUGUCGCCUACUGUCAAGGCCUCUACGUUGAAUGCCAAGGCCAGCGUUCCUUCUAUGGAUGAGGCACUUGCCACCAACAUCGACGACGACCUCGUCGCGGAUGGCUUCUUCUUCCAUGACGAAUCUUCUACCAAGAUUCAGCUUCCUCAGCGCUACUCACCCCCAUCCAAGCGCAGCACAGUUGACAAGUGGGCGGCAUUGGGUGAGCGACGCCGAGCAUUCACGGGUUCAUCUAGCAAGUCCCCAGAGUACACGCUCAAGACAGGGCGUCAGCAAAUGGAAUUCUCGGGACAAGGUUAA